Marchantia polymorpha subsp. ruderalis is the source of this 1761-nucleotide messenger RNA. NCBI's taxonomy places the organism in Eukaryota, Viridiplantae, Streptophyta, Marchantiopsida, Marchantiales, Marchantiaceae. The record is from the annotation of a GenBank genome assembly.
UCUACCCUCUCGAACGAGACUCCAACUGAUUUUGAACAUACAACAGUUCCAUCUAACCACCAAAUCGAGGCUACACGCUCGAACCUCCGAACGUCCAUCUGAACAGCAUCUACAUUCUGACAGAGUCAAGAACUUGCCCACAAAUCGCCGGUUCAUCUCAUACUCACGAGAAAGAUUCCAGUGACGGCAGACCUGAUAUUUCUGCAGCAGUGGCAGUGGAAAUUCUGACCCUUCCAGUCCCAAGCUCCUCGUCUUCAGUCUUGGCAUCGAGGCGAACAUCAUACUCGUCUGUCAUCUUCUAAUCAUUGCGCCUAAAAAUUGAUUCUACGUCGACAACCGUACGGCUGGAUGCCGUGGCGUUUAACGGUCGCUGACCGGGAUGUCGGGAGCGGACGACUGGCUCGCGGGAGGAAUGGACAGUUGCGACCGGCAGCAACUGCCGGUGCACGAGGGCGCCGGUGUCGAGAGGCCGUCGAGAAAGUGAACGAGCAGGGCUUGUGGAGAGGGCGAGCAUUCUUUCGGGGGAUUCGCUGUUGAAGAGGCCGAGGGUUUAGGGCUUUAGAGGAGGGCAAGGAGUGGAAUUGUGAUCUCGAAUGUGCGCGGGAGGAAGAUUGUUGGCCGAUUAAGAUUUUGGGCACUUAGGGGGCAAAGUAUUGAUGAUGUCCAUGGUGGACGGCAGGGCUAUGGAAGCGCAGUUUGAAGCGUUUCGAGUUCAGCUCGACGACAGCGGAGCUGUUCGUGAGAGGCUUCGCACUGUGGUCGCCGACCUGGACAAUGUGAUCCGUAUGAUGCAAGCCUCCCUUCUGCCGGUGCAUCAUGCUACUCUGCAAGGAAAAGAAGUGCUGGACAAAGCGAAGAGCUAUAUACCAUCGCUUCAAAAAAUCUACUCCCAGCUUUCUGAAAUCAUACGAGAGCGCCCCGGACAGUACUACAGGUACCACGACCACUGGAGAAGUCAAACCCACACGGUGGUCUUUCUACUAGCCUUUGUCCACUGGCUGGAUACCCAGGGCCUUUUAUCCCACAGGGAAGUGGAGACCUUGCUCAAUGUGAAGUCUGAGGAGUUUAGCAUCGAUAUCGAAGAUUACCUCAUUGGUUUGUGCAAUGUUUCCAAUGAGCUUCCCAGGUAUGUUGUCAAUCGAGUAACUGCAGGAGACUACGACUGCCCACGACAAGUCUCUGCAUUUUUAAGUGACUUGUUCUCCGCAUUCCGAAUCUUAAAUCUUCGCAACGAUCUUCUUCGGAAACGUUUUGAUGGGCUGAAGUACGAUUUGAAAAAAGUUGAAGAGGUUUUGUACGAUGUGAAGAUCCGGGGCCUCAUGAGCACCCAAGCGACUGCCAAUCCCAUGGAAUCCUGAAGCUAUUGGCAGAUCCCACAAACUUUGGGUUUCUGUAGCUUAGAAACGUUUCUUGAACUAUAAAGUUUUGAAGCUGGAAUUUGACCUUUCCAUUGAACGCUCCGUCCUUAUACUAGGUCUCAGGAUACACCGCAGAGAAACUAGCAAAGGUUGCCCACAGCAGUAAACAGUUUGUUCAUCAUAGGUCGUUGAUUUCCGACAUUUUGCGUGCAGCCUCGACCGCAAUGAUCAAUCCCGUCCCCGUCUUUUCCUGCCGCAACUCCAGAUUUGGUUACUUAAGGACCAACGUAAAUUGUAAUCAUAGCAAGUCAUAUGUGACGAUACAAUACUCAGAUACUGUGAAUCAACGCAUCGUGACUCUCACGUACAUUCCGCGAUUGUAAAUUCCGCGAGAUCAAUACUA